Molecule: messenger RNA, 1839 nt
Organism: Colletotrichum paranaense
Lineage: Eukaryota; Fungi; Ascomycota; Sordariomycetes; Glomerellales; Glomerellaceae
Exons: 4
Coding region: 1-1839 (612 amino acids)
Cellular component (GO): cytoplasm
Molecular function (GO): calcium ion binding; protein-arginine deiminase activity
Source: RefSeq, a predicted model, not a curated record
AUGACGUACGCUCCGCCAGCAUAUGGGAGGGUUUAUGGUCCUUUGGGCCUUGGAUCUGGAGCCGGUGAUCACGGCCCCCGACCCCAGUUGCAUGUGUUAGUCAAUGUUGCUUCUGUAUGGAAUGAUACUACCAGCGGCGUCUUCUUACAUGAGCUCUUCGACUAUUCUCCUAAGCAGACUUAUCUUGAGAUGUAUCUAUCAGCCAAGGCUGUGGCCAUUAUCUUGGUCACGCUGCAAUUCGGAGCAGUUCAUGGCCAGCAACCUAAGCCUAUGAUUCUCGCAGAUACCAACCGUGACGGUAUCGUGGAUGACAGCGACGCCACGGACAGAGCAUUCUGGAACCCUUCUUGCGGCGCCAUCUUCCUACCAAACGUCGGCGACUCUCUCAAACGCUGUCCUAAUCAGGAUCUUCAGGGCAACCCUCUCAGUAAUCACGAGCUAGCAUCUUGCCACAAUGCUUCUGGCCACCUACUCCUUGAGCCAAGCCUGGUUGCUCCCCUGAAGGCGAUCCCAUUGGAAGUUUCAGACGACGCUAUUGCCCACAUAUACGCCACGCCUGACGCCGCAUCUGAAAGGGUUCGUCUCUUUUACCUGAAUGAUUCGUCCGCCAACCCGGACGAGACUGCCUCUUGGAGCUUUGUGGAUCCUGAAUUUACCUUCAAUGCAAGCCAUGUCCAAGCCGGUAUCACUCUCGGGAUUGACGGGCGUGAGUUUGUGAAGGAUUUGACAAAAUGGGACGGCAAAGUAAGGGUGCAUUUUGAUGUUCAGGCUCAAGGUGGCUCCAGUUCUGACCCAUCACCAUCUCCAACGUGUCAGCGCCUUUGUCAGUACUGCGGCAAAGAGUCUGAUCCUGUACAGCUCGAUUUUCUCAGCCGACUUGAUGAAGCGCGGAAGGCGGCAGGGAUAAAGGAGCCAUUAUAUCUGUUCAAUCAGAGUGACGAUAUUUGGGCCCAGGAUUUUGUUGAACCAGCAUAUGCUAGCAUGCCUCUUCGCGGGAAAGGCGUUGGUGGUUUCCAGCCUGAGGGGGGACGCGGCGGCUAUGGCGCCCGAGAAAUCAACGCAUACGGCAACCUCGAAACGAUCCCACCUUACACGUCCAAGAGUGGAGUCAAAUAUCCUGCCGGCCGGAUUAUUCAUGGCAAGCCAAGAGCUUCAGAACCCUCUUUCCUUGAGUCUGGAUGGCUACUCAUCAGUCACGUUGAUGAGUUCGUCCAGUUUCUACCUUCCAACGAGACGGGCCUUGGCUUCACUAUUGGUAUCGCUGACACCACUUCCGCCCUCGACUUGCUCAGAAACACCUCAGCAGCGGCGCAUGGUGGUGUGCGGGCGAUUUCUUUCAAUGGGUCUGUUGAAGGCUCCUUUUCUAUCACGAAAGAGGAGCUGGCCAUGACAGUCGAUGAGCUUCUUGCAAACGAGACAUUUCACGAGGUCAACGCUUAUGCGCAGAGACAUAUUGAUGCUGAUCUGGGAAUCCUGCUCGCUGAGAUACCUAUUCUUCGGGAUCAUGUGAUUCGCAUCCCCUCGCUUUUCAAGGCUCCCAAAGUGUCUUCGCUCUCCUCGUUAACUGAAACGGUAAUGGAGGGCGAGUAUUUGUUAGUGAGCUUCAGCCCGGCGGCUAUCAACGGCGUCGUGUUGGGCAACUACUACGUGAGUCCCAAGACUUGGGGCCCCGUGGUUGAGGGACGAGACCUCUUGGAGUUUGCCAUCCGGGAGGUAUAUGCAAAGGCUGGCAUGGAGGUCGGGUUUGUGGACGAUUUCAUGUCGCAUCACCACACCUUUGGCGAGGUGCAUUGUGGAAGCAACACUUUCAGGGAGACGGACGUAGCGUGGUGGGAAUAG